Messenger RNA from Symsagittifera roscoffensis, 1570 nucleotides. Its product is annotated as serine--tRNA ligase-like. The record is from RefSeq and is a predicted model, not a curated record. The coding region runs from base 3 to 1523 and encodes 506 amino acids. Gene Ontology annotation, molecular function: tRNA binding; serine-tRNA ligase activity; ATP binding. Gene Ontology annotation, cellular component: mitochondrion. Lineage: Eukaryota; Metazoa; Xenacoelomorpha; Acoela; Convolutidae. Gene Ontology annotation, biological process: mitochondrial seryl-tRNA aminoacylation. The transcript has 6 exons.
AAAUGAUCAAUGUGUGUGCAAUCUGCCUUAUUGGUAUUAGUCGAACAAGGCCACUAUUGAAUUGCAGCAAUUGCGUCACAACCUUGAGAAGUUUAUCAUUUCAACGAAAAAUUUCAGGAGAGACUUAUCUUUUUACGCAUGAACAAAAUAAACCACUGUAUAAAACGGCUAUUGAUGUUAGGUUCAUAGUUGAAAAUUUAGACCUGUUUAAACGAAGCAUCAAAGCCCGAAAAAUUGACAAUAUUGACAUUGAUCAACUGAAGUUACUCUAUAACGAUUUGCGACUAUGGAACUCGAAAGAAACUGAAGUCAUUUUGAAACUAGACGAUAUAGAUAGAAAAAGAUUAUCGGUCGCUGAUGAUGAAUUGGAAAAAUUGAAGCUUCUGGCUAGGAUUUAUAAAGAUAAGGUUGUGAGUCUAGAAAAGGAGAUUCAUGAAAUUGUGGCUUCUGUGCCAAACUUACUAGACCACGAUACAACUCAGGAUUCGGGAUUGAAAGUGUUGGAGACUCGAAAAGUUGAAGGACUUCCUGUUGAAAAUGUACAAAAAUUGAAGGAGCAUGAUAAUCUGGCGGGAUAUCUGAAUAUUCUGAGACAACCCACGAGUGGAUAUGUCACUAAUAGCAAAGGUUUCUUUCUGACAGGCGCGGGAUGCUACCUGGAGCGAGCCUUGAUACGAUUCACAGAAGACUUCCUGACUAACAAAGGAUCCUUCAUUCCCAUGACUGUACCUUUAUUGUUGACACCAAAAAUUAUUGAGGGAUGUGGUCAAAUUGUCAGCGGCGAGAGAAGUCCUGUGUACACUUUGAGCGACGAUUUCAACUAUAUGAAUGACCCGAUUUGUCUGGCAGGAACCUCGGAACACUCUCUGGUGGGAUAUUUGAUGCGGGCAAGUAUACAACCUGCCUCUCUUCCUCUGAGAUUGACGGCCACUUCGCCCUGCUUCCGGGCGGAACUGACGAUGGGCAGGCACUCUAGAGGCAUCUUCAGGGUCCCACAGUUCAACAAGGUAGAGAUGGUGGGUGUUGCAAAGGAUUCAAUCACAGGGGAGCUUUUAUUCGAUGAGUUUGUCUCCAUUCAGAAAGAGCUGUUCGAUGCCAUUCAAAUUCCGUACAGGGUCAUAGAAGUACCUGCCGAUGAUCUAGGUGCUCCUGCUUAUCGCAAAAUCGACAUUGAGGCAUACUUGCCCGGAAGAAAAGAGUGGGGCGAAAUCUCAUCUUGCUCAAACUGUACGAACUUUCAGUCUCAGAGACUCCAUAUUACUAGCCAAUCAGAGUUCGUUCACACUGUCAAUGGCACUGCAUGUGCAACUCCGAGAAUGAUAAUUGCCAUUUUGGAGAACUAUCAAAGAAAAGAUAAAUCAAUUCAAAUUCCCCGAGUGCUGCAACAGUAUAUGCCUGAGUUCUGCCGCGACCAAAUUUCUGCUGAGCAGCCUGGAAAAAUUGAUAAAUUACAAGGAUUGAAGUUCUCAAAGUUGUCUUUCAAGAAGAAACCUCAUUACAUAAGGAAGCAUGGUUUUGAUUGAAAUAAGUUGCUUUUAUUUAUGUUUUGAAAAGAUUGUUUCUUUCUCAA